GCAGGCGUGAGAACCUCCCUUUCCUUGCUGGCACUGUGGACCCGACCGCUGCACUCCUCCACCCAACUCGCCACCCCCCACACACAAGCUCUGCGCCGCGUGGUUUGGGCGGCGCAUAAAAGGCUCUUCGGCCCAGGGCGCACUUGGUACUGAGAUCUCUCUUUGCAGCUAGUGCUCGUUCGCGUGACCGGCUCUUGCCCACGCAGGCUUGCGCGCGUCUUGGCUUUCAGCCAUGGCCUCCGGCAAUGCACACAUCGGAAAGCCAGCCCCAGACUUCACAGCCACUGCUGUGGUGGACGGAGCCUUUAAGGAGGUCAAGCUUUCCGACUACAGAGGGAAGUACGUGGUCCUCUUUUUCUACCCACUGGACUUCACGUUUGUGUGCCCCACGGAGAUCAUCGCUUUUAGCAACCGCUCUGAGGACUUCCGAAAGCUGGGCUGCGAGGUGCUGGGAGUGUCUGUGGACUCUCAGUUCACCCACCUGGCGUGGAUCAACACCCCCCGGAAGGAGGGAGGCUUGGGCCCCCUGAAUAUCCCACUGCUUGCUGAUGUCACUAAAAGCUUGUCCCAGAAUUAUGGUGUGUUGAAAAAUGAUGAAGGCAUUGCCUACAGGGGCCUCUUCAUCAUCGAUGCCAAGGGUGUCCUUCGUCAGAUCACUGUCAAUGACCUGCCUGUGGGGCGCUCUGUGGAUGAGGCUCUCCGCCUGGUCCAGGCCUUCCAGUACACCGAUGAGCAUGGGGAAGUCUGUCCUGCUGGUUGGAAGCCCGGCAGUGAUACCAUCAAGCCCAACGUGGAUGACAGCAAGGAAUACUUCUCCAAACACAACUAAGAUGACCAAGCUGCAAUGAACCUGACUUCUUGGAUUUCACCCGUGUCCCCACUUGGGUGUUCUGUGCUGGCCCAGAAAGGGCUAGACCUCUUCCUCCAGCUCUGUAGUCUGGGGCAGGGCUGGGGACUGGGCCAAGGCUUUCUCAUUCCCCACCUGGGAUCUGGUGAAUAGCGACUCCCCUUCUCUGAGCCCACCCAGAUGGGCAGAGGUUUGUAGGUAACCAAUAAAGUAUUAGGGAUAGAUGUGCAA
Molecule: messenger RNA, 1078 nt
Organism: Nannospalax galili (Upper Galilee mountains blind mole rat)
Lineage: Eukaryota; Metazoa; Chordata; Mammalia; Rodentia; Spalacidae
Gene: Prdx2
Product: peroxiredoxin 2
Exons: 6
Coding region: 233-829 (198 amino acids)
Biological process (GO): removal of superoxide radicals; cellular response to stress; hydrogen peroxide catabolic process
Cellular component (GO): cytosol
Molecular function (GO): thioredoxin peroxidase activity
Source: RefSeq, a predicted model, not a curated record